CUCUCUCUGCCUUUCCCCCACUUGUGCUCUGUCUCUCUCAAAAAUAAUAUUAAAAAAAAAAAAAAAAAGAGUUAUGUCCUCUCGGUGCCAGCCUCCCUCAUCAGACUGGCCGCUCCUGGAGGUCGGGGCCCCUGUCUGAUUCCCUGAUUCCCCCAGAGCCCAGCACAGUGUGCGUGGAUGAAACAAGGGUGAGGCUCUCAGUGUUUCUUUCCUUUACGGGGCCCAGAUUAAAGGGGAAUCGGGUUCAAGUGGGAUCGAGUGAGGUGCCCAGAGCACAAAAGUGAAAGUGACACUCUCAGUUCCUGGAGGUUGGGGACAAGACCCGAGUUCCGUCUGAAGAUCAUGGAUCCCCAGGAAGACUGAGGCCAGCUCACUUGCCUGUUCUCAGCUAGGACCUCUCACCUCUCAUUUAUCUACUCCGGACCGUCAGCAAGCCAGGUCACCGCAGCGCCCGCUCACUCGCUCGCUCGCUCACUCGCGGGCCAAAGCUUGUUCUCACCCUCCAAGCAGUGAGAGCCACUGAUCCGUACCCACAACCCCAGUCUACUUAUGAGAUAAACAUCAGACAAAUCCCAGUUGAGGCACAUUCUGCAGAAUGCCUGACCACUUCUCAGGACUGUCAAGGUCAUCCAAAACAAGGAAAGCCUGAGGAACUGUCACAGCCAAGAGGAGCCUAAAGAGACAUGUCGUGUGGUAUCCUGGCCAGGAAAAGGACACUGGUGAAUACUAAGGAACUCCGAGUUUCAAGACGAUUCCCGUAGCUCCAGGCAUCACAUCCACAUUCCAGGCUGAAGGAAGGAGAAGACAGUAGGAGUAAAGGGGGAGCUUCAUUGACAUUUUUCCUUUGAUCAGGAAGAUAAGUUUUCUUAGAAGUCUAACAGCAAAUUUCCGCUUUGAUCUCCUUUUCUAGAAAUGGGGGCGAGGACACCCCAGGAGCAAGGGGACCUGGAAAGUGAAGAUGUCCCUUUAUCGAGACUCUGUGGAGAGGUGAGGACGGAGGGAGGGGAUUAGGGACACGGAUGCAGUAUCUGCCCCAAAUGGGAUCAGAUAUAUAUAAAGCACUCAGAGCAAACCCAGCCUUCAGAAAGAGCCACCUAGUCUCAUAAUUAUUAAUUAAUCAUUAAUCAUAUAGUAAUAAUUGUCAUUAUUUAAAGCUUUACAGUCACUAUGAUCCUCUUGGCGUCAGACCUUGGAUUCCGGAACCACUGGGCACUGAGGUGCCCGUACCCCAGUGGUCUCCUUCCUUCCCUCCUUAUACCGUUCAGAGCACCGAAGCCCUUUAAAAAAAAAAAAACAAACCAGCCACAUUUUCCAACGUAAGCCACUUCCUGCUCUCAUUAACUCCAUCCUCAGCGACUGAGGCAGACCCUGCUCCCUGCUUGAAGCAGGUAGGAGACUGUACAAAUCAAAGGCCCCUCGGGCCCAUCACCGGGUCAGUAUCAAGGUCGCCUCCAAGGACACUGAGAUGGAAACAGCAGAAGAGCCAACCCCAAGUCUUGGGCAGACCCUGGAGUGGCUGAGAAAGGAGCUGGCUGAGAUGCAGGUUCAGGACCAGAGACUGCUGCUCACACUGAGGCAUCUUCACAGGGUCCUGGAGGAACUGCGUGCUAAGAGUGCUCACUGGGACGAUGCCACGUCCAGCAGAGGGACGUCCCCCAUCAGAGCUCGAGCGGGCUCUGAAAGCCGGGGCUGCCCCUCCAUCUCCUCCAAGGCGUUGGCCCAGCUCCUCCGAGGGGCAGACAGCCGGCGAAGCUCCCUCCCUUGACUAACUGGCCAGGCCCGAGGCCGGGCUUGAACUCUCCCCCUGCUUGUCCAAGCUUUUGACUGUGAUGCUGCUGGAAGAGAGCACUGGAAUGGGAGUUGGGGAGCCAGGGCUCUGGGUUCCUCUCUGCCCUCAUCCGCUAUGCAUCCGUGAACCCAUCACUCAACUUCUCCGUGGCAUUGGUUCCUUUUCAGUGGCUCAUCAGGGUUUUUGGUGAGGCACAAAUAAGAUAUCGGGUGUGAACACCAGUGGAUUCGUGGCCUCUGGCAAGCAGUAAUCCUACCCUUGGGCAUUUCUCACAAGGCGAUUGUCAAGACAAAGGAAGAGCUCCACGCAGAGGAUGUUUGGUGUUGCCCUGGCGAAAAUUAGUGCCCUCUCCCCCACCCCACAGUGACUCCAUAGUUGUUUUCUAUCUUCCCAGAGGGCCUUCACAUUCCUCCCUCUGAAAGCAACAGGCCCAGUCACCACUCCAGCCACAGGGAUGGGCCUAUGGCCAGGCCUGGCCAAUAAUGAUUCAUAACCACCCUAAUAACAUGAUUGGCCCAACGGGAGGGCAUGUGACUCAACAGAGCCAAUCACAGUCCUUCUCUGGGAUCGCUAUCUGGAUGUUCUUCCCACUGCGGUUGCAAGGCGGGGAGUGCUGCAAAUGGCCAUGUGCUCUCCCUACCAGGUGAAGAAAACUUGACCUCAGUAGGAAAAAAAAAAAGGGGGGGGGGUAGAGGAAGGGCCACAGGACAGAUGGACAGAGAGGAAGGGCGCUGGCUCUUUUUAGUCCCUGAUUGUGUGAGUUACUCCCCCAUUCUUUCCAGUGACACAACCAGGAAAUUCCACCACCACAUCCUCCACCACGCACACCCGAUUUGUUUCUGCUUAAGCUGACUUGAGUAGGGCUGCCCUCACGUGCAUCCGAAACGAUCCUGAAGAAUACAACCCAGACGUUCAAAGAAGCAAAGAGAAAUGCUAAAGAAAAGGGCAUUUUGCGCACUCGGCGUUGGCAGCAACAGUCCUGUAACCUCAGACAAUGAGGUUUGGGCUGUGACAGAACGCUCUGUUGUAUGCGGUGCUGGAGUCAUAACUUUGACAAGUUCUAUCUGCCUAUAAAAA
This is a messenger RNA of Leopardus geoffroyi (Geoffroy's cat), 2866 nucleotides long. RefSeq names its product chromosome A3 C20orf202 homolog (gene CA3H20orf202). The record is from RefSeq and is a predicted model, not a curated record. Lineage: Eukaryota; Metazoa; Chordata; Mammalia; Carnivora; Felidae. The coding region runs from base 1466 to 1765 and encodes 99 amino acids. The transcript is spliced from 5 exons.